Molecule: messenger RNA, 3833 nt
Organism: Chinchilla lanigera (long-tailed chinchilla)
Lineage: Eukaryota; Metazoa; Chordata; Mammalia; Rodentia; Chinchillidae
Gene: Znf319
Product: zinc finger protein 319
Source: RefSeq, a predicted model, not a curated record
CCGCCGCCGCCACGCUAGGCCGAGGAUUGGCAGCGAGCGUAGGCCGCGCCGCCGCUGAUGGAGCCGGAAUAAAGGGGCGGCCGAGAGAGCAGCUGGUCGCCGCUUGCCCCGCGCCUGGCCCUGCGGGCGGCCUGGAGCAGAACCGAUCUCCUGGAAGGCAGAGGAAAGGACCUUGCCUUGAAGAGCCCCGUCCUGUAGACACAGCCUUAUAGUCUGUCUUUUUGGUUAAUGACUGGGGCUGUCUGACGCAUCCUUUUCUGUGCCUUAUUGAGGUCUUUGUCCGUCCCUGAGAUCGGGCAGCUUCUCUCUCUGGGUUGGGUCACCAUAAGCGGGAAACUGAAGCCAUUACUCUCCAAGCCUUGUUUCAUCUUUCCAAGCAUGUCAGAAACCUGGCAGCAGCCACCACAGACGCAGCCGCAGCAGCCGCAGCCACCUCAGCCUCAGCACCAUGCAGAACCACCACCGGCCCUGGCGGAACACACACUGCCCCCAGGCACGGCUGAGAACCCCCUGGGCUGUGCUGUCUAUGGCAUCCUCCUGCAGCCGGACCCAGGCCUGCAGCCCCCACAACAUGCACCCCUCCAGGCAGCCGGCGAGCAGGGCCCCAAAUGCGGGGUGUGUGGUCAUGACCUGGCACACCUUUCCAGCCCACAUGAGCACCAGUGCCUGGCGGGUCAUGACCGCUCGUUCCAGUGCACCCAGUGCCUCAAGAUCUUCCACCAGGCCACAGACCUGCUGGAGCACCAGUGUGUGCAGGCGGAGCAGAAGCCUUUUGUCUGUGGGGUCUGCAAGAUGGGCUUCUCUCUGCUCACCUCCCUGGCGCAGCACCACAGCGCCCAUACUGGCCUUGUGAAGUGCUCCAUCUGUGAGAAGACCUAUAAGCCAGCGGAGGCCGCUGAGCCAGCCGCCACUGCCGGCCCUUCACUUCCCCCUGCGCCCCCACCUCCUGCUGUAGCCCCUGCAGAACAACCCGAAAAGCCCUAUAGCUGCCCCAUCUGCCAGAAGCCCUUCAAGCACCUCUCGGAGCUCUCUCGCCACGAGCGGAUCCACACUGGUGAGAAGCCAUACAAAUGUACGCUGUGUGACAAGAGCUUCAGCCAGUCGUCUCACCUGGUGCACCACAAGCGCACACACAGCUCGGAGCGCCCCUACAAGUGCGCGGUGUGUGAGAAGACCUUCAAGCACCGCUCUCACCUGGUGCGCCACAUGUAUGCUCACUCGGGGGAGCACCACUUGUUCCGCUGCAACGUGUGCGAGCUGCACUUCAAAGAGUCGUCGGAACUGCUGCAGCACCCUUGCACCCCGAGUGGUGAGCGGCCCUUCCGCUGCGGCGAGUGCCAGAAGGCCUUCAAGCGGCCGUCGGACCUGCGGCAGCACGAGCGCACACACAGCGCUGAGCGGCCCUUCAAGUGCGACCUGUGCCCCAUGGGCUUCAAGCAGCAGUACGCGCUCAUGCGGCACCGGCGCACACACAAGACCGAAGAGCCCUUCAAGUGCGGCCUGUGCGAGAAAGGCUUUGGACAGCCCAGCCACCUGCUCUACCACCAACAUGUACACACCCUCGAGACUCUCUUCAAGUGCCCCGUAUGCCAGAAGGGCUUUGACCAGUCGGCUGAGCUGCUGCGGCACAAGUGCUUGCCAGGCUCCACCGAGAGGCCCUUCAAAUGCCCUGUAUGCAACAAGGCUUACAAGCGGGCAUCAGCCCUGCAGAAGCACCAGUUGACGCACUGCUCCUCGGCUGAGAAGCCCCUGCGCUGCACGCUCUGUGAUCGCCGCUUCUUCUCUUCCUCAGAGUUUGUGCAGCACCGCUGCGACCCUGCACGUGAGAAGCCGCUCAAGUGCCCGGACUGCGAGAAGCGCUUUAAGUAUGCUUCAGACCUGCAGCGCCACCGCCGGGUGCACACGGGUGAGAAACCCUACAAGUGCCCCAACUGUGACAAGGCCUUCAAGCAGCGUGAGCAUCUCAACAAGCACCAGGGCGUGCAUGCCCGGGAGCAGCAGUUCAAGUGUGUGUGGUGUGGAGAGCGCUUCCUGGACGUGGCCUUGCUGCAGGAGCACAGUGCCCAGCACAGUGCCGCAGCUGCAGCGGCUGAGGGUGCCUACCAGGUGGCUGCCUGCCUGCCCUGAGAGCCUGUGGCCCACUGGGCCCAGUCCAGCCACGCCUCCUUUCAGCCUCCUUGCAGCUGCAUCACACUGAGGCCCCACCCAGCUCAGUGUUCUGAGUCCCUGGGAAGGAGGACAGAAGGGCUCUGGGGAGGGGGCAGGUGUGUAGUGCCAAGCACUCUUGGCACCAGCCUGCCCGUGAGGAGAGGCAGAUACAGAUUCCAUAAACUUCCCAUCACCGGAAUCCCUCCUGAGCCAAUAGCCUCCCUUAGCUCUGGGGACUGGAAUCCCACUGACAGUCAAGUGGCUCCAGCCUUCCCAAAGCUUCCAGCCUAGUUAGAAAUCAGAUGGGGGGAGGGGGGAGGGUUAUGGUAGGGCCUGCACCCCAGAGGUAGGCUCGGUGCAGAGCAUCCCUUCAAGUUGCUCUUUAGGGAGGAAGGCCAGUUUUGUGGUGUAGUCCAGGGGAUGAGGAGGGCAGAUGGGGAGCCACAGACCUAUCUGUCUGCCCUAGCCAAAGGUGAUGUUUCCCUAUGCUUCUGACAGUUGAGAUGUUCAGGACAGGAGCCGGCCUAGCCAGAAGUGGGGACACAGACAUUCCUGUGAUACCCUCAACCAGGGACAGUGCUGUCUAGGGAGAAGGAAGACGAGCAGCCUGUUUGUGCUGAGAGCUUAUCCCGUAGCUUUGGAAGCACCCUCUUACCUUUGCGUGUGGCUCUGAGCUCUGGUAGAGGGCUGCAGUGUGAAAGGUGGGGACAGGGAGGCCUCCAGGGCUCAGACGUAAUGGGCCAAGCCCAUGAUGCCCCCAGCAGAUGCACAAGUGUCCUCGCCACAAAUUGUGUGAACCAAAGUGUCUGGGGCUCAGGGUUGUAGUCCCAGUCAGCCAGCCCCAGCCCUGCCUCAAGGCCCAGACCAGGUGCCAGGGUGGUGAAUGGCCUCUGACCCCACAGUGCCCUCCCAGCCCAUGGGAAUACAAGCCCUCCAUCAGUCUGGCUGCUGGCCUGGACCCUAGGGAUCUUAGGCUCUGGACAACAUCCAGCUACUUCCAUGCCCAGAGUGUUCUCCUUUGGAGAUUCCUAGAGUCUCUGCUAGGUCUCUUGGGGCAGAAUGCGUCCAGGGCAUGGGGAGGAAGAGGAACAAGUGGGUUAAGGAAUGCAGUGUGCGGUGAGCCUGUCAGGUGAAUAGAGUUGAGCAAGAUCGCUGAUGGCUAGGGCCCUCCUUGCAACCCAGAGAAGCUUUAUCGUCAGAAUCAUUUUGAACCCAGCUCUGCUGCUGCCCUCUUCUGGCUCCAUCUGCUCCUAGUCUUAAGACUUGAGCAGUACACCCGCCAAGGGACGAAGGGGCAAGAAGACACCAGCUUUCCUCUCUCACCAUGUGGAAUCUGAACAGCUGCGUCCACCGCGUCUACUUGACUGGGUUCCCUUCUGUGCCACAGAGAGGGGCUGGCCUUUCCCCCUGGUGCUGGCUCCUGGUCAUAAUGCCUCAAAAGAAUGGAACCCAAGCUCUGACGUUCCCGACUGCUGUUUUUCCAUUCAUUUUGCUUUCUAAAAGCAGUUUGUUAUACUAUUCAUAACACUGUAGUUUAAUUUCAUGUCAAUUUUGGGUCUUAUAUAUAAAUGUGAGAAUUUGGAUUUUUAAAAAGAAUGACUCCAUUCUAGGUAGCCACUUUUGAUGUUAAUAUAUAGUGAGUCCAAUGUAUGCUUUAGAAGUAAAGACAUUGACCAUCACAGACC